AUGGGUAAAUUCACACCAUCUCGCACCUACAUCGAGCCAUAUUUUCCUACUCGUGACAUUGAUUCGAAUAUAGUGGAAUACAAUCCCAAACGGCUUCACCUAUUUGACGGAUAUGAGAGUUCCCGCUUCGUUCUGGAGAUUUUUCGCACGUACGCAGAAGCCAUGGCAUCACCUGAUGCUCAGGAUUCUCUUAAAUUUCCUACCUUACGUUCGAUUCGACGGCCUCAUGGCGCCCGCAAUUACGAUCGCAAGUAG
Messenger RNA from Plasmopara halstedii, 255 nucleotides. RefSeq lists its product as uncharacterized. Bases 1 to 255 code for a protein of 84 amino acids. The transcript is spliced from 2 exons. The record is from RefSeq and is a predicted model, not a curated record. NCBI's taxonomy places the organism in Eukaryota, Oomycota, Peronosporomycetes, Peronosporales, Peronosporaceae.